Ictalurus punctatus (channel catfish) is the source of this 4681-nucleotide messenger RNA. It is a transcript of the gene snx11, whose product is annotated as sorting nexin 11. NCBI's taxonomy places the organism in Eukaryota, Metazoa, Chordata, Actinopteri, Siluriformes, Ictaluridae. Gene Ontology annotation, molecular function: phosphatidylinositol binding. The record is from RefSeq and is a predicted model, not a curated record. Gene Ontology annotation, biological process: intracellular protein transport. The transcript has 8 exons. Bases 266 to 1312 code for a protein of 348 amino acids.
ACACUGCGCCAUUACAUUGUCGCUCGUGAUCGUUGGGACGGCGUAACGCGGAAGUUGUUUGUUGCCUCGAACGAUUUUAAGCUUUGUUUUUUUCGUUUUGUGUGCGUUAAUUAUCAAACUAUGGUAGAAGCGUGAUCCGUGGAGGUGUGAUGUUGAAGAUACAUGGUUGUUACCAAUAUUUCUGUUAAAGGAAGAAGGAGGGGCUGGAGCUCAGAGGUAAAGGGUAAAGAUCAAGCUCAAUGAUCCGUGCAAGUCAUCUUCACUGAUGUUCCCCGAGGUAGAGAGGGGAUUUUCCCUUGAUGGAUUUAUUAGAAGAUUGAUUAAGCUCCUCAACUUUUGGCAAACUCGUGACACAAAAAGUCGCAUAUGUCAUAUGUGCUCGUUCACAACUGGCAGAAUGAUCAAAAGUCAAGAAGAUGAAUUCAUUACUGUGAGAGUUCAGGAUCCUCGUGUGAUGAAUGAGGGAUCAUGGAACUCGUAUGUGGACUUCAAGAUUUUUCUUUAUACCAACAGCAAGGCUUUCACAGCUAAAACCUCCUGUGUGCGUCGGCGAUAUAGUGAGUUUGUGUGGCUGAAGCAGAAACUGCAGAAGAAUGCUGGUCUGGUACCUGUUCCUGACCUGCCUGGAAAGUCUUUCAUCCACUUUAACAACACAGACUUCAUUGAAAAGAGGAGAAAGGGUUUACAGAGCUUCCUGGACAAAGUAGUGCACAUGACCGUGUGCCUGUCCGACAGCCAGCUCCAUCUGUUUCUGCAGACUCAGCUUCCUGUUAGUCACAUUCAAGACUGCGUAAAUGGUCACACUCCUUACAGCGUGACUGACGCCAUUCUAACUUACGCCUCGUCUAAUCGCGGCUGGGCUCAGGAGGAAGGUGGCGGGCCACUGGAGACAUGCCCAACACCAAUUUCUUAUGAAUCAAUUGAGAGCCCCUCUCCAAAUGUUCCCCCUUUACAACAUGAAGAAGGAGCUGUAGAUGAGCCUGACCUAAACUCUGUUGACUUAAGAUUGCAAGAAGACGACGCAACUAUACAUAAUCGUAGAGAUGGCCAAGAAGGAAGAGUACAGGACGGGGAGAGUUGUGAACGCCUGGAGGUGGACGUCCAUCAGCAGGUUCCUAUUUUGGACAUCCAAAACACUAAAGAAGGAAGUGGUAUCAGUAUACUAGAUGAGCAAAAACAAAUACAUGACAACACCAAGGACAGCAAUGCAAAUGGAGUUGAAUAUGUGGUCUCGCAGGCACCCACUGAAGCAGAUAAGUCUCAGCUAAACCAUGUAGCUAAUAAUAACAAAUUGGUCAACUUUUUUUUCUAACUUUAUUCGCUAUUCUGAGAAGCAUGUUAAAGUUUAAAGAAAGUUUAUACAACGAUUUAAACUGAACCUAAUACAGCUUUUCUACGAAUACACUACAUUACAAUUAUUUCCUAUUUUGGUUCCAUAUUAGACCCAAACUCUUUCUCAGACAACUGCUUGUAUGUGGGUAAAGCUGAACACAGUUUCAAGUGAGCUCAUCAGUCAUUAGUAUCUAGUAAAGAGAACCAAGAUCAAGUCGGGACAAAUUACCUGACUAGUGGAAGUCACUGAGUCACCAGUGGUGAACAAAGUAUGUUGUCUAAUCAUAAAGAUUCUGCUUAGUUGAAUAGACACAAUGUGGACUUUUUUUUUGCAUUCAUGUUUACAUUUACAAACGAGGUAGAAUACAACCUAUGCAUACAGCUGAGAUGUUGAUGGUUAGGGGCCUUGUUCAAGACUUUCUGGCAGUCCUGAAAGAGUGCAUAAAAGAAGCUAAAGUAAUUUAAAACAUAAUUAAUGUUAAGUGUACAGUGAAGGGUGCAGUGUUUGAGCCUGUGUUAAUGGUAAAUCAGCAAAUCAUAAAAAUAGAACGUUCUGAAGAGACAUUCGAGCUGAAUUCAUGUGCCCCAGACACAAAGAAACACAAAUCUUUGGACACCCUUAAACUAGUAAGAGGAAAGAUAACCAGGUGACAUUGAAACAUAUAACAGUGAGUAAACAAAUAUCAAGGGGCAAAAUUAAAACCUGCUUCAUAGUGUCCCGGCUUCCAGAGACUUCAGUAAUGUUUUUUUUUCUUUUGUUUGAUUUCCUACUCAGCUGUAAACUCCUGGAAUUUGGAAUCUAGUCUUAAGAUGUUUCACUCUUUCAGUGAGUGUACAAAGCAAGAUGGGUGACUGACCUUUCAUUGAAAUUGAUGUGCAUUGAUUUUAAUAGUUGAGAGUUCAUCUGAUGAUAUCCCAUCUCACUCAUUAAUGUAGAUGAAGGAAGAGAAUGCUUUUUGGGUAUUGGGGCAUGUGCAGUCUUUGGAACAGAUUCUCCUCAGUGUUCCCUAUACAGGAGGUCCAGGUGGAGUGAAAUUAACACAAUAACUAUUAGCACCCAUUGUUAAAUAAAUAAAGGCAAUAGUUUUGCAUUUUAAAGUCAGUGGCAUCCUUAUAGUUUACCUCUUCCUGUAAAGUAUUUCCUCCUACCUCUCAAAAACAUGUCGUUAUGUGAAUUUGUGACUCUAAAUUACCCCUAGAUAUGAAUAAGUAUCCAAAUGUGUCUGUGCAUUGUGCCCAGGGUGUUUUCCUGCCACAUGCUCAGAGUAUUUUCUGAGAUUCACUGACACCCUGAAUAAGAUAAAACAUUUAUUCCACAGCUUAGUUUCAGCAUGGCAGAGGCAAACAAGUUUUGGGCUAAAACAUCCUUCAGAAACAAUGAUCAUCAUGAGUACAGCUGCAAGUUAUCACUUUCCAGUGCACCAUCAUAUUUCAUAGUGGAUAUGUUUUUUUAUUUUCUUUCAUGUAUACAGACCCCGUUUGUUGCCAAACAUACCAAGGAUGAUUUUGAUUUUUUAUGAAAAUAACCAAACAAUUCAGUUGUCCCACUACUUUUGUGAUUUGUGCUUGGUUAUCUCUAUUCACCCUUUCUAAGUUUAAUGGUGACUAUCACCUGAUUUUGAAAAUUGAGAACCCUUAAAAUGGAAUAUUUGAUUCUUACUUUGUCUAAAUCACCGUCUUCAAUAUGCACUGGGGCAAGAAGCACAAACUUUCUUCUUUGAGCAUGUAUGCAACUGUUCCAGUAAUUGUAGCUGUAAUUAGUUGAUAUUUCAUUUUGUUUACAUAUGUUUUUAUACCAGUUACCUGAUUGGUGUAGGUCAGUGUCUCAUUUCAGCUGAAAGCUGUUUGGUUUUCCAGGCAGAUGACAAAGUACAGUAUAUUUCAACUGGUGAAAACCACAAUACAGAUACCUAAAGGUUGGAAGAUUGUAAAAAGCUAAGAAUUUCAUAGGGAAUGUGAAGUAAAAUAUUUCGUAUACUGCAUGCUUUGCUUUUAUUCUAUGAUGCUAGUUACAUCCUGUUAUAAAUAGUCUAGCUAUGGUGCUAGACAGUGCAUUAUGUGUAUUCCAUAUCUGAGUUAUUGGAUUUCUUGACUGCACAGGAUAUUUCUUCACAAUACUUUCAGACAUGGCUUAAAAAGUGGAAAAUCUUCAAAAUAGUGCCAUAUGUUGUUAAUAAGGUGUGGCUAGAAAAUAAUUUCAGUGCUUAUAAAUCCAGUGAUCCAUAUGAAGCUGUUUGAAGUAGUGUGUCUUGAGUGGGACGGUCUGCCAUUAAUAAACCUCCAUCCAACAGAAUGUCCAAUCAUUGAUGAAAGGGGAAAGAAAUUGCACAGAUGGAGACACUCCAUUAGUUGUCAUUCCAGUAUAAAAUUAUUUAAUGAUCCAUAAGAUCGUGUACAUUUUAGUUUUUGGAGGUCCUGUAAGGCAGAGUACAACCUUCCGGAGUGCUUCAACAAAACACAAGAUGCUAUAGAUACUCUGGGAGGCAAACAUUAGGAAGACAAAUGUUAGACAGUGGAGGCAUGAAAGCAUAUUGUCUGUCUUGAUAAAUCUUAGUUGCUGCUGUUGGGACUUCAAGGUCAUAGAGUAAAGCAGGAGUCCAUGUGCCCUUCAUACUUCAUGCUCAUAUUAACGGACACUUGGAAUGAAUAAUGAAUUCAGAUUAAUUAAGGCUGUCUUGUCGAUGCAAUACAAUAGUAAUGUGCCCCUAAUGUUUUGUACAAGUAGGACAUUGGCUUCUUAGGAUAUAACAACUUUCCUCUCUCUCUUGUUGUUGUACACUGUUUACUUCACUGAUGCUUGUUAUAUAAUAUUGAGGCCAGAGGAACAAUCUAUUACAGGAGAUCUGUUCCUCUGGCUGAGUUGAAUGUUGCACAAAGCAGAACCACAUCAAUAUGACGACGGGGGGGGGAUACACGAACAAAGUAUUCACUGGUACUUGAUGAUGCUGUAUGCCCAGUGUUGGCUCAAAUUUAUCAAUAACAAAUGAAUAACAAAUACAAAACAAAAAUAAACCAACCAAUGUGCAAUCAUGAUGUAAAUAUGGAUUCAACAUAGCUUUUUAUUUUUUCAUAUUGUUACACUAAAGCUAUGGGAAUAUUUUUUGUUUGUUUGUUUUCCAGUGGUUUACAAAAGGCUGCUUAUACUGUUCUAGGGAAAGGGAAAGCACUGUAACAGAUAAGUGAUUAAUAGCAAAGGGUACUGUUUUGUUUGAACUAUUUCUGAGCAUAACUGUGACUACUAUUCUGUUUGAAAAUUUUACUGCAUUUGACAUUGUUUCUCUGUUUUAAUUGUGUGGACUACACAGUAGUACACUUAGUUUAAGAGUAAAUUAAAUUACGCUAGAUACAA